AUGCAACGACCAACAAAGUCUCUCUCUCAGCUUCCGCUCCCUCACGUUAUGGAAGAAAACGUAGAAAACUUGUGGACGAUCUCUACUUUCUCUUCUCAUCCUCUCUUCUCAUGUUUCAUCACUCUCUACACUUUGCUUCUCAUCUAUUUCCCUAAUGAUUCCCUUCGAAUCCUUCUCUCCCCUGUUCUUCUCAUCUCCGGCGCUUUCCUCUUCUCUCUUCUUCUCCUCGGAUCGACCCGAGAAUUGAAUACCCGACCCGGAAACGGAGUAGAAACCGGAAGCGUGAAUCUCGAGGAGGCUGAAGAAUCUAAGGUUUUGGUGUCCGAAGCCAAACGCGAAAAGGAUUCCGACACGAAGCCUAAUUUGAUUGGUGAUUUUGUGGAGUGGAAUCUGAGAGCACCGUUGGAGGUGAUACACGAAGCCUACGAAGAAGACGAUGAUGGUGACGAAGAAGAAGAGAAUCAGUCGGUUUCGGGUGAAAAAGACUCGACCCGGUUAAAUGAAAUCGAGAGAUACCCGUCGUUGUCGCUCUGUUAUCCAGAAUCAGAUUCGGAAUCGGAUUCGGAUUCUUUGUCGGAAUUCAAUUUUCCGGAGAUGGGUGGCUGGAUCUCGCCGGAGAAUAUGAGGUUCAGAUGGGAAGAGGAAGACGACGACGAUGGAAUUGGGUUGAUUGAGAUAAAGCUCGAUGAGUAUGAGAAGAUGAGCAAACGGAAUCAAACAGAGCUGGAUUUUAAUGCAGAGGAAGAGGGUUUGAUCGAGAUCGAUCUUUUUCCUUGA
Molecule: messenger RNA, 777 nt
Organism: Microthlaspi erraticum
Lineage: Eukaryota; Viridiplantae; Streptophyta; Magnoliopsida; Brassicales; Brassicaceae
Source: the annotation of a GenBank genome assembly